Messenger RNA from Frieseomelitta varia, 1276 nucleotides. RefSeq lists its product as uncharacterized. Lineage: Eukaryota; Metazoa; Arthropoda; Insecta; Hymenoptera; Apidae. The record is from RefSeq and is a predicted model, not a curated record. The annotation marks the transcript as partial. The transcript has 4 exons.
AAUAUAUAUAUUUACUUUUAUUUCCAUAAAUAAAUAAAUCCAAUAAAUCGUUACUUAAAUCAUUUACUUAAUAAUAUGUUAAAGAAGAUAGCACAUGUAUCAGAAAGAAUUGUGAAAUAUAUCAUAAAUAUAUUGUAUUUACAUAAUAUUUCAGUGCAUAAGAGAAAUAGUUAACACUUUGAGCGAUAUAUUAUUUCUAUAUAUUUUUUCUAUACUAUUCUUAAUUUCUACUCUAAUUUUUUUAUGUUACUUAUCAAAUUCUUAUUUUCUGAUUUUUAUCUUUGUUUGUUAGAAACAGCAAGAUUUGAGAAUAGCAAUGGAAGACUCAUUUAAUUUUUCAAAAUUAACUAACUUUUUACAUCAGACCUUGGUAUUUACAGAAGAAGCAAAGAAUGUAUUAAAAUCAAAUUGUGAUGAAGCUAUGUAUUGUUUAAAACCAUUGUAUACAGAAAUUUAUCCUCAACAGGAAGAUAAUAAAGUUGUUUGUACGUGUGUCAAAACCAAAACCGAAGUUGAAGAAAUUGCUGCAGAUAUUAGUAGAGCAUUAAUACAAACACAGCAAUUACGAGAAACAUUAUCUUCCAAUGUAACUGAAAGAAGUUCAAAAUGCUACAUUAUGUAUGAAUGUUCUCAAGCAACUGGAAGUAAAACACAGAAACAUGUAAAAAAUUUAAAUAUAAACUGUAAAAAUAUAUAUUUGGAACAAAACCUUCAUGGUAAAAAACCAAAUAUUCAGAAGAAAAAUAUUGAUAAAGGACAAAAUAAGAUAGCACAGAGAGAUCAACUUAAAAAAGCAAAGAAUAAUAACGAACAAUUAGUAACACAACCAAAAUUAUCAGGAAGCAAGAACUUUCUUGCAAUAAAUAAAAGGAAUAUUAAAAAUAUAAAAGAAGUUAAAGACAAAUUGAGAAAUAAUGUUAAAUCUAAUACCUCCAUAACAAAGUCAAAAUGUAUUAAAUUUGAUGAAAGAAAUUCUGCGGCAUCAACAAGUGAAUUAAAAAAUUUAAUACAAAAAAUGACAAUUAAAUCUGAUGACUGUACACUUUCUAAUAAAUGUCCAUUACAUGAAAAUAAAAUUUCACAAUAUACCUGUGAGCAGAAUUUAACAAUUAAGACUUUCGUAGAUUGUUUAAAUACAACAGAUAUUCCAGAAGAAAUAAUUAAAUCACUAAAAGUUUAUCAUAAAUAUUUGAAUAUUGAAUAUACAGAAAAAUCAUUCAAUGAAAAACAAGAAAAAGAAUUACAUACGUUUUUGGUAGAAUUUAAUAAAAUGGUA